Esox lucius (northern pike) is the source of this 2989-nucleotide messenger RNA. RefSeq names its product ADP-ribosylation factor-like 4ab (gene arl4ab). Lineage: Eukaryota; Metazoa; Chordata; Actinopteri; Esociformes; Esocidae. Gene Ontology annotation, molecular function: GTPase activity; GTP binding. Gene Ontology annotation, cellular component: cytoplasm. The record is from RefSeq and is a predicted model, not a curated record. Bases 289 to 903 code for a protein of 204 amino acids. Gene Ontology annotation, biological process: vesicle-mediated transport; intracellular protein transport. The transcript is spliced from 2 exons.
GUGGGAAUGGAGAGGGAGUGAACGCACUUUUAUCAUUCAGUGGUGGUGUGGACGUUACUAUCGUGUGAGCGAGUGAGGAGGUUGGAAUGAACGUAUUGCAGCUGCGAUCGAAGCUUUAAUGUUUUCGAAAGUCUACAGGGCUACAUCAGAGAGGUGAAUGCUGAGGCCCAUCCCCCUGGGAAGGGAACGAGCAAAGAAGCCUUGUGAAUAUUUGUUGAAACAGUAGCUGCACCACGGUCUGAGUCCCCCUCAAAACCCUCUGGAUCCCCCUUGAAUGUGAAUAACAAGAUGGGGAAUGGAUUAUCAGAUCAGGUCUUUCCUAGCCUUCCUCCCUUCCAAGCCCUCCAUAUUGUCAUCCUGGGUCUGGACUGCGCGGGGAAGACGACCGUCCUGUACCGCCUUCGCUUCAACGAGUUCGUCAACACUGUCCCCACGAAGGGGUUCAACACGGAGAAGAUCAAAGUGUCCCUCAGCGCCGGUGGAAAGACCAGGCGGAAGGCGGCAUUCCACUUCUGGGACGUGGGUGGUCAAGAGAAGCUCCGCCCCCUCUGGCGCUCGUACACUAGGUGUGCCGACGGCAUUGUGUUUGUGGUGGAUUCCGUAGACACAGAGCGCCUGGAGGAGGCCAAGACCGAACUCCAUAAGAUCACGAGGUUAGCGGAGAACCAGGGCGUGCCAGUUCUGGUGGUGGCCAACAAGCAGGACCUGAGGAACUCUCUCCCACUUAACGAGAUGGAGAGUUCGCUGGCGCUGGGGGAGCUGGGUAAUGGAACGCCAUGGUACCUGCAGCCCGCCUGCGCCAUUAUAGGGGAGGGGCUACAGGAAGGCCUCGAGAAGCUCUACGCCAUGAUCAUCAAGCGGAGGAAGACGCAGAAAGCUCAACAGAAGAAGAAGAAGAGAUGAUGUGAUUGGUGGCACGCGCACAACCGACGGCGUUCGAGUGGGUGGAGCUACACGAGAAGGCGACGACGUGAAAUAACAUUGGCGGUGGAUGGGGACCCACCUGUCAUGGUGUUUCCACUGUUCACUCAGUGUCUCCUCAUCAAGACACUGACCAAGUGAGCGAUGGACCUUCCCGUGACUGGCCACCUGUUGACUGAGUUGUAGCAGUCACAUGACUGUGUUUGUUCAGGUAACUAUGGGGGCGUUUGUUCCCCAGGCCUCACUGGAUAUGAUGGAAUACAUUUUUUUCCCCCGCUUGCGAUGGACUUUGGCUGGUGACAGCGCCGCAACACAGGGCAGUGGACUCUAAUGUGUUUGGGAAGGACGUAUUGUGCCAUAUUGCACUGCACAUAGACGUUUUCAGACAGGGUCAAAUUGACACUUGAUUGUUGUCAUGUAACCAAUGUGUCAAGCCUUUUGUUCAAUCAGUUCCUUGAUGAUGAAAAAGAGUGAACAUGUUAAUUGCAUAUGAGCAUUUUAAAAUUGGCCAAACAAUGUAUGUCUUGCAAAUAUGUUUGGAAAUGUCUGUCGUGCAUUUCAAAAUCCAUACAAAAAUACAUUAUAUGGCCAAUUGUUCACAUAUUUCACCUAAAAGGUAUAAAAAAAUAUAUAUAUAUAUUUGAAAUGUUAUUUUUUUCCUUUAUGCGUGAACACAAUUAAAUGAUGACAAUGAGAUCACAUGUUGAAAACCACUAUCACGUUGGUGCCAUGGACACUCCUUUUAGUGUGACCUUUGAAUUUACAAUCAAAAUCAGUAUUUUGUCUCCAUGUUGCUGAAUGGAGGUCGAGAGCAUUCGGAAUAAGCUUGCUAAUGAAGAUUCAAUAAGAGAACCAUAGACAGGCGGUUGUUUAUUAACAUCAGUGUGAGGACGGCAGUGUAUCAUCAGUGAUAAAUCUUCAUGAUCUGCACUAGUUAGGCUAUUAAAUGUCUCCACUCUUUGGCCUGGGUGAGGUCGAGGUGGGCUGUACUUCCUGUGUUGGGCGGUGGGGGAUUGUGUCUUGUGUAAUUCUGUUGAUUGGCAGGCACAGUUGGCUCAGCGUACUCUGAACAUUCCCUCGUGGCCUGGCUAGUUGUCUGGUCUUGACCCUGAAUCCCAAAAGUGUCAGACAGGCCUGGGACCUACUGUACUUUGGUUCUGAACCUGGUCUCCAAGGAGUCACUGAUUGGACAGGUUCUCUGACGCCCAGGAUCAUUCUAUUCAAAUUCCCAUUAACCAGAACUGUUUUUGCACGGCAUGAACUUACAGAAGUAUAAAUACAAAUAAUAGAUUAUUUUGGACCCUAUAUAAUUCCACAUUUGGGAUCUCCAUUAAAUCUUUCAGUAAUGCCACACACAGGCAAUGUGAUUCAGCAGGAAUAAAGGAUCCUAAAAUAUUCUUUAUAUUUAGAAAUAUUUAGGGAUAUAUGAGGACAGCACUGCAGAGAUCUGCUCUGAGGAACUUCAUAUUCUGGUUAUCACCUCACAUAUUUUGACAUUGUAAUGUUUGAAGAGCUGGCUGACAGGAGUAGGACAUGAACAAUCCUGGGUGUCGGAGGAGAACUUGUCAAGUCAAUGCCUCCUUUGCCAAGAGUCUGAGGCAACUGUGCCUGUGCCCUUUGGGUUCGUUCCAGAGUGUAGAUCAAGCAUGGGAUUGUUGCUGAUACAUUCAUUCUUCUUGGGUCCUUGCCGUUUCUAGAAUCGUUGGCCCAUGUUGACGCGGUUCCUUUGACAUUCAGCUUCUCCAGGCCACACAAUGAUCGUCUGGCCUGGGCAGAGUUUGGGUACCUGGAGCUUCCAUGUUCUGUAGAGACAGUCAAGUAAAUGCACUUUAUUGGUCCGUUUUCUGACCUUAGAACUUGCAUCGUCUGAUUUUUGUAUGAAAUUCACAACGAUACUAAAAUAGGUGAAGUAUUGCUUCGAAGGAAGCGUUUGUUUUAUAUUUUGUUAUGCUGUUACCACAUUGGAAUGGCAGUUCUGUUACACUGUUUUGCUGCGAGAGGGAGGGGUGCUCAUAUUCAUGUCUGUCUGUAUCUAUUAGUUCACCUUGAAUAAAACACAAUAACUUUA